This is a messenger RNA of Rhipicephalus sanguineus (brown dog tick), 5956 nucleotides long. RefSeq lists its product as uncharacterized. Lineage: Eukaryota; Metazoa; Arthropoda; Arachnida; Ixodida; Ixodidae. Gene Ontology annotation, molecular function: lipid carrier activity. Gene Ontology annotation, biological process: lipid transport. The transcript is spliced from 27 exons. Bases 116 to 5872 code for a protein of 1918 amino acids. The record is from RefSeq and is a predicted model, not a curated record.
CCAAUAUAAGAGGACCAGGAACGGCUGCCAGGACAGGCCAGUCGGACUCCAGUCUUCGGCAGGUCCACGCACGCACCAACCACAGGGGAGUUUGUGCGCCGACGGACUCACCGCCAUGAGGGUACUCGCUGCCCUCGGUCUGCUCGUCGCAGCUGUCGCUGCUUUGGAGGUCCCCUACUCCGUGCCCAAGCUCGUGUUCGAGCCCAGGCAGGAGUACCUGUACAAGUACCGCACGACCGUCGCCCUGAGCGUCCCGCAAAAGGCGUCGCACGCUACUGGCGAGGAAGUCUAUGGAUACCUGAAGGUCGUUGUCACCGCUGCUGACCCUGUCGCCAAGACGGCCAGGCUGUUCGUGCAGCUCCUGAACGUCACCUCCUCGGUGUUCGACAAGGAAGUGCACGACCACCUUGCUCCAGUGCCGGGCCUGUACCACACUCCCCUGGAGCAGUUCCUGCACCACUUCGAGAAGCAUGUCGUCUUCACGGUGGAGCAGCUCAAGGUUGUCACUAUUGAGGCUCCUGAGGACCUGCCCGAGCCCGUGGUGAACCUGUACCGUGGUCUGGCGUCCGUGCUGACCUUCAGCGAGCCGCUCACCCACGCUGUUCCCUUCAGCAAGGUGACGCCCGUCAGCCCUGACGACGAGGUCGUUGUGUACAAGGUGUUCGAGCAAGACCUCGUGGGCAACUGCGAGACGACCUACCACGUGCUCUCUGACGUGCACGACCUGACCGUGCUGAACCUGACCAAGACCAAGAACUACCACAAGUGCCUUGGCCACACGUCCGUGUUCCACUACUCCGACUACGAGUACCAGGGAUGCCCGCAGACGUGCCAGGUGCACAAGCCUGUCACCGUGUUCGAGGGUCUCGAGCCCGAGUUCACCAAGUACAACGACUUCUACGGAGCCGGAUGCGUCAAGGAGUACUCCCACAAGAACGACGUUGGCGACAGCUUCCUGACCGUCAGGUACAACGUCAGCGUUCAGGGAGAGUACGGCCUGCUGGAGACCGUGAAGGCCGUCGACAAGAAGGUUCUCGUCAGCGGAAAGCAGCAGCUUGUUGCUACCUCCGUCCUGGCCCUCGAGCUGCUGUACAAGGAGUCGGCCCUCAGAGUCGACGUCCAGAGCGCCAUGCCCGUCAAGAGCUACAGCAACCUGACCUACGCCUACCCCGACAAAGAGUACGUGGUCCACGGACCCGCUCUGGAACUCGAGCACCUCAGCCUGUGGGGUCCGAUCGACCGCAAGGAGGCGAUGGUGGCCGCCCGCGCCCUGGUCUCCAGGCUGGCCGAGCUCGUCGCUCUCGACGACCUCGAAGUUAAGGACGACUACGCCGACCUGAUCGUGCAGCUGCUCACCGUGGUCAACGCCCUGCCCCAGGAAGACCUCGAGCUCCUUCUGAGCACCGUGACGCCCCUCGAGAAGGUCCACGUUGUCAGCGAGAAGGCUUACGUCGAGAGGAAGCUCCUCCUCGACGCCCUGAGCCUUGGCGGCACCGACGCCACUGCCAAGACCGUCCUCAAGCUGGUCAAGGAGGAGAAGCUGACCCUCGUGGAAGCCGUGCACGUUCUCAGCGCCCUCCAGACCUCCCUGGUCAAGCCUUCCACCGAAGUCCUGGACGAGCUUCUGGACCUCUGUGUUGGCGGCAAGUUGGUUGAGAAGCGCCUGCUCUUCUCGACCUCCUGCCUGGCUCUCGCGAAGGCCGUCAGGAAGCACUGCACCCACCACGACCUCUCGCUGCCGACCACCGUCCAGCUCAGCAAGAAGGCCAUGAUGAGGAACGUCAUGAAGAUCCGCUCCAAGCAACACUACUCCGCCGAGGAGGUCGACGAUGACGUCACCAGCGAGCCCAAGGAGCUGCCCCAGUACGAGACCACCGUGUCCUGCUCCCUGCAAGACUACGAGAAGUACGUCAAGGCCGUCGCCGACAAGGUCGAGCAGGCCAAGGAGUUCCACGAGGUGACCGUCCUACUGCACACCCUGGGAAAGCUGGAGCACCCGCUCGCCCUCAAGACUCUCGUUCCCUUCGUGCUCGGCAAGCACCCGCUCUGCAAGGUGACCCUUGGCUCCGAGGACGAGUCCGAGGCCUGCCAGUACCUGCGUCUCGUCACCCUCCACUCCCUGAAGCACAGCGCCGUCGCCCAGGCCGCCCUUGUGCAGCCCGUGCUUCAGGCCGUGUACUUCGACAAGGACGAGGACUACGAGCUCCGUGCCGUUGCGCUGUCGCUGCUGCUGCUGACUCAGCCCACCGAGCCCGUGCUGGCCCGCGUCGUGCUCGAACUGCCCCGCGAGAAGAGCCUCCACGUCGCCUCCUACACCUACCACACCCUGCUGGCCUUCUCCAACCACACGCUGCCGUGCUACAAGGCCACCGCUUACCGCCUCAAGAAGCUGCUUCCCGCCCUCACCCAUCACAAGUAUGGCUUCCAGUACUCUUCCUUCCACUACGUCACCGACUACAGUGUUGAAUCCGGCGUUGGCCUUCAGGGAUACUUCGGUGUCGUCAAGGGCAACACUUCCGUUCUGCCCCGAAGCCUCUUCUACGGCCUUGAAUUCAGCAAGGGCCCCUACACCUCUCCUCUCCUGGACGUCAUGGUUGUGAGCAAGGGUCUCCAGAACGUGCACAAGUUCCUGCUGGGCGAGGACGGACCCGCGUCCGUGCUUGCCAAGGCCUUCGAGAGGGUUCGCCGCGGCCUCCGCAUGAACCUCGGCGACACCUACCAGCCCCUGAACGUGCUUCUCGACGUCCUCGACCAGCACUUCGACUUCGACACCGAGAGCGUCGUUGAGGAGCCCAAGCUUGUGCUCGACACCAAGUUCCUCGGAACCGACCUGUUCCUGCCCCUCGACAAGUACUUCGUCAAGGAGCUGCUGACCAAGGGAGCUGACUGGGUUAAGGAGAAGUGGGUUCACCCCGUGAGCGCCCGCUACGUGCAGCUGCGCGUGCCUUACACCUACCGCAAGCUUGUCCCGACCGUUGUCGGCUACCCGGUCGCCUUGACCACUCGCUACCCGACCGUCGUGUCCCUGUCCCUCAAGGACCUCAAGCUCCGCUACCAGCCCAACGUGAAGAGCCUGGUGCCUUCCGUCUUCGCCGUGUCUGCCCUGGUUCAGCCCACCGUGUACACCACCGCCGUGACGUCCGCCCUGACGGUGACUCCCUUCACCAAGCUGGUGGCCGCCGUCCGUGUGAUCGAGAAGACCCGUUUCACGCACCCGCACGACCUGGCCCUGCAGUUCUCUGCCGUCAACCACACCCUGGCGCUCACCUUCAGGCCGCGCUUCACCAAGGUGUUCACGCACGAGACCAAGACCAUGACGUACACGACGCCGGCGUUCUUCUUCACCGCCACCCAGCGCUCGGUGAUGGCCACCAUGUCCGUGCUGGCCACACAGUCCAAGCCGUUCGAGUACAAAAAGGUCCUCGGCGCCAAGUACCUCGGCGUCGGCGUUGAGGUCACCGGCCUCACCUCCGAGCCCAAGAAGACCCCGCUGCUCCUGCUUGCCAAACGCAAGGCGCUCGUCAAGUCCCUCCUCGAGGUCGUCCUCAACCCGUGGGCCGUGUCCAGGAAGUGGGAGGCUCGCCUCGUCCGCAGCGAGAAGACUCCCGUCGACGAGUACAAGGUCGUCCUUCGCCUGACCACCACGAUGAACGGCACCGACCCCGCCGACUACGUCAAGGAAGUCAAGCCCGUGUACCGCACCCAGGCGCACUACCCGACCGUUCGCCAUACCUACCCUGAAGACCUGAAAACGCCCGUCUACGAGGAGCUCUUCGUGAAGGCCACCGGAUUCCUGCCACCUGUGCUGGAGCACCACGAGGUCCUGCACAAGGUCGUCGAGGCCUCUAAGCUCACUUCCUACCCCAAGGCUGACAACGUCAAGCCCCUGCUCCAGAACGUGACCAACACCACCUACGCUUACGGAGUCGAGUUUGUCGUCACUGCUCUCGGACCUGAGGUGCCCAAGGCCGUGUACGGUCACUUCGUGUACGGAACCAGCUUCGACAAGACCCUCAAGCUGUACCAGCUGUACGUCAACAAGGUCGACAGCGAGUACGAGACUGUGGUGAACUCCGCCCUUGUGAAGUCGCCCAAGCCCAGCCCGUUCACGACUUACGCCACCAAGAAGGAAUCCCAAUACCUGUACGCCACCAGCACCGCCGAGGUGCAGACCCCGUACCACGGUCCCCUCAAGUACAGCUUCGAGCUGGAAGCCACCCCCAGUGUGGUGCAGCUCGAGAAGACUCCUCUUAUGAUCGUUGAUGGUGCCAUGAAGAAGCAGGAGCCCACGCGUUCGAUCAAGAGCAGCCUGUGGAGGCGCAGCGAGUACGAGGAGGAGUACCCCUACCGCCCUGUGUCGCGCCAGUACCCUGACUACGCAGAUAAGCUGCCGUACAGCGCAUACAGCGUGCCCAUGACUGAGCUGCCCUGGUACUACGGCAAGUGCAAGGAGGACGUCGAGAGCGGCAAGGAGCUGGUGAGCUACGCCUGCAAGAAGGUCCACUGGCACGAGCACACGCUCGACAAGUUCGUCCUUAAGGUCACCCUUCCCGCCCAGUACCCGAGCCUCGCGCUGAACGUCACCCACAAGCUCUUCCAGACCGCCAAGGUUCUGUUGUACGACAAGACCACCACCGAGUACGUCGAGAGCCCCGUCGUCACCGAAGGUCAGUUCCUCGUCGAGGCCGUUCUGGAGGACCUCUACAGCGGAGUGACCACGGCCAACGUGACUGUGCACACGCCCCACUUCGAGAAGGUCACCUUCAACCGCCUGCCCUGGUUCAAGGCCCUGAGGCCAACCGUUGCCUACGACCUGACCACCCAGGCUCUUGCCGUCGCCAGGAAGGGAUACCCCUUCCCCACCUGUAUGGUGAGCCCCUACUACCUGAAGACCUUCGACAACGUCACCGUUCCCCUGGAGACCCUGAAGAAGGAGGCUUCGCACGUGCUGCUCCGCCACGCCGUCGAUGACCCCGAAUUCUACGUCCUCUACGAACAGAAGAGCGAGGACGCUACGACUCUGCAGGUCGUGCUGAAGAACCAGACCCUCGUGAAGCUGACGCCCCCCAAGGACCAGACCACCUACGAGGUCGAGGUCAACGGCACCCUGCUCACCGUGGACCCGCUCAAGUCGCACGUUCUCCAGUACUACCACAACUUCAGCUCGCAAGUGCUGCUGUACGUCACCGCUCACCAGGAGGUGGCCCCGACCCUGUGGCUCAAGGUCCGCGACUCCGGUCUCGCCCUGGCCUACAACGGAAGCAGCGUGCUCGUCACGGUCAUGCGUCCCAAGUACACCGGUACCCUGCUCGGCCUUUGCGGGGACAACAACAAGGAGUCUCAGUACGAGUACGUCACCCCGGAGAAGUGCGUCGUCACCGAGGUUGAGGACUUCCUGAACUCCUACUCCCUCGAGGCCGAGAAGGUCGUCAAGGGUGAGGUCUACUGCCCGCCCGGCGUCACCCUGAAGGUCGGCGUUCCCGUCUACAACAAGACCAAGGUCACCAAGACCAAGAUCAGCAAGAUCAGCAAGAUCCGCGGAUACAAGGCCUCCAAGGUCGACGAAGACUUCUACGAGGACGUCGUCUCCAAGGUGUCCACCCCCGAGUGCCUCACUGAGCGCCGCAAGGUCAUCUACGAGGAGGGCAAGGUGUGCGUGAGCCUGGCCAAGGUGACCGCCUGCAAGCGCGGAUGCAAGCCCACCACUACCGAGCAGAAGGAGCUCGAAUUCGUCUGCCUGAACAAGGGGAACCCGACGCUGAAGAAGAUGCUCAAGGACAUCCAGAGCAAGCGCGAGCUGCCGCUGUCGCUGGCCGACAUCCCGACCAUCAAGAAGACCGUCGAUGUGCCCGUCGACUGCGUCCCCAAGUAAUGGAAGUCGCCGGGCCCACCGCGCGACCACCCCGUCACUCUCGUUGUAGGAAAAUAAAAAAUGAUUCGUUUUGUUUUUCUUGAA